Symsagittifera roscoffensis is the source of this 2391-nucleotide messenger RNA. Its product is annotated as RNA-binding protein 24-like. Gene Ontology annotation, cellular component: nucleus. Bases 1184 to 2197 code for a protein of 337 amino acids. The transcript has 5 exons. NCBI's taxonomy places the organism in Eukaryota, Metazoa, Xenacoelomorpha, Acoela, Convolutidae. Gene Ontology annotation, molecular function: mRNA 3'-UTR binding. The record is from RefSeq and is a predicted model, not a curated record.
UUUCCAUUCCCAUGUUUACCAGCGCCCUUUCAUAAAUGUCAUUUUCCCAACUAGUAAAGUGAGCUUGUUUAUAAAGUAUUGUAAACUCAGAUCUAUCAAGUUUAGCCCGGUCUAAAAGUGACCCUUUUAACAAAACUCGCGCCCGAAAAACUCGAGUAAUUUAGUCCGAAACUUGGAAAAUCGAAACUAUAUUAAAGCAAUGAUCAAACGAGCCAGCAUGCUGUUUACCUCUACGUAGUAUUGGCUAGUUUAGAGCAUUCAUAAUUCCCAGAUUUGAGGGUCCUUUUUAAUUAAACUGCUGUUAACUUUGGGAUUUUGUAAACCGCCAAAUGAAUUCUGGUCAGCUCACUUUCCAUUAAAUAUUGGCCAUAGUAUCUUGAUAUUUCGGAUAUAUAAGAAAAUGAUAAAAAGUGAAAUUUAUAGUCCAUACUAAAAUAUUGAACAGUUAAUUUCAAUUCUAUUUCGUUUUACUUUUCCGCUGUUUAUUGUUUUUUUAUUUUCUCAAUAAUUUAUUCAUUAUCCCACCUGCAUUUCGGUUUCGAUUUGUUUCCAUUUUUCGUACUUUUUUUGUGGCAUCUGCUUUUUCUAAUUAUAAAUGAGAGGCUUUUUCGCUCUUUCGCUUUAAAACCAGUUGAAAAAUCUUUUUAGUUGCGAGCAUUUUUCGAGAUUCAUCUGUUUACCUUCUCAAUUAUUAACUACUCUUCAUAAACCAUUUUUGCAGUACUUUAAAUCACAGUACAAAGUACUUGCUCAUCAUUCGGACCAGCAAAAUACACCAAAACUGUUCAUAUAUUCUCAAUUAAAAGAUUUUUCAGCCAAGUCUCGUCUUACAGACUUGUAACGCGUCUUGAGCCAUUUUGAGUGUGUAAUAAAAGCUUCAUUACAGAAACAAAACCAAAAAUCUGAAACUUGGUUUCUGUUCUACACAAAAAAUACACCAACUUAUUUUCAGCAAGCCUAAUCUAAGCUAAUAUAUUCAUCUGGAAAAUUGAUGCAAUUAGUUUUUUAUAUUUUCUCAGACUUUGAAAAUAAUUUGAUACAGCUAUUAUUGUUCAUAUCAGGAGCGAUCGAUUGCAACUCUUAGCCAAAAAUAUUAAAUCAGUUUUGUUUUUCUUUAUUUGAGCCGAAUUUCUGAUCUGACAACUUUGAUCAGAAAAAAAACGAAGAAACGCUGAGUUUAAACAUGGUUUCCACGAGUUCUCUAUCGACUAGCACGAACUCUCUCUCGUCUCUCGGCUACAUUCCGAGUCUGUCCGAUUCACCCACUCCAGGAGAGGAACUGAAGCUGCGGAAGUUGUUCGUGGGGGGUCUUCCGUGGAGCACGACAACGGACACUCUGAAGAAACACUUCGAGCAGUUCGGAGAGAUAGAGGAGGCAGCUGUCAUCUUCGACAAGGAGACGGGGAAAAGCAAGGGAUUCGGAUUCGUGACCUUGAAAGAUCGGAAGGGAGCGGAUGAAGCGUGCAAGGAUCCGAACCCCUACAUUGACGGCCGAAAGGCAAAUGUGAACUUGGCUUUUCUGGGCCAGAAGCCACGAAGCAGCAGCUUCUCGGGAAGCAACACUAACUUGGCGGCUCUGGGUCUGAGACCGGGUGCAAUCACUCCAACUUCUCCUGGACUUCUGGGGCAUCAUGGCCACCAUAUUGGAAUGCACGGUGCGGCUCUAGGGGGAAUGCAUGGCAACUACAUGUACCCAGGUCAAAACCUCAACCAAAUGACUGCGGCGGCCGCUCUGAUGUUGCAACAGAACCUCGCGAUAGCAGCACUGCAACAACAACAUCAGCAACAGCAGCAACUCGCUCUGGCAGCCGCGCUACACCACCAGCAGGGCCACAAUCAACACCCGGGUGGCGGAGGUGUCCCGACAGCUGCCAUGCAUGCCUCUGUUGCUCACAGCGCCGCCUCUGCUAUGCCGCAACAUGCCGGCGGAAUGCAGGCGGGAGGUAUGACCCCACAACAACUGUUAGAGAUCCAGGCUAUAUAUAGCGCCGGAAUGCACUCGGCCGCGGGGUCUGGCGGUGCAAUGAUGCAGCAACACCAUCAUUCUCUUUCGGCGAACGGAUCCGAAAAUCAUCAUUUGAUGAUCCCCGGAGCCCAAGCGGGCGUCCCGUUGACGCCGGCAACAGCGGCACAACUAGCGCUACUUUCGCAACUGACUAACGCUUCGCACAACGCCAAUGGAAGUCAGUCGCCUUAAAAUGAAGAAAUAAAUCAAAGAAUCUUUCUUAACUGAAUCGACGUUACCUUAUUUUUAUGCUGCAUUGUACAAUUUACAUAUUUAUAAGUGCAAUAAUUUAUUCAUAAUAAUGAUAAUGAAUCGAUGACUAUUCUUUCAUUGCCAAAUCUUGAAAACUUUCUUCAGAUGUAUUUCAUGAGCCUUAAAACAUUCAA